This is a messenger RNA of Engraulis encrasicolus (European anchovy), 1916 nucleotides long. RefSeq names its product meteorin like, glial cell differentiation regulator a (gene metrnla). The record is from RefSeq and is a predicted model, not a curated record. Lineage: Eukaryota; Metazoa; Chordata; Actinopteri; Clupeiformes; Engraulidae. Gene Ontology annotation, biological process: positive regulation of brown fat cell differentiation; energy homeostasis. The transcript has 4 exons. The coding region runs from base 260 to 1135 and encodes 291 amino acids. Gene Ontology annotation, molecular function: hormone activity.
GCUGUCGUAAAGAUAGGCUACUCACUGCGCUCUUGAGGAACGCAAACUCCGAGGUGCCAGCGUAGGUGAACGGACUUGACACGAUGUGAAUUAACCCUGGCGCUAUAAAAAAAGUUACCGGUUAAUUAAUGCUCUUUCGGUGUUUGUUAUGGCGUGUUUAGGGGUAAACAAUGUAGGUUGAGUUGCUACAACGGAUUUUCAUUUUACCUGAAGCUUCAAGCAACUUGCCAUUGGAAAAGAAAGACGGUUGGACAAAAAAAUGCUCUCACCGUUUUUGGCAUUUUUACUGACUGUUGCGAUUCUGUGUCGGAUAGCAGUUUCACAGUAUUCCAGUGACCAGUGUAGUUGGAGAGGAAGUGGUCUGACCCACGAGGGCCAUGCGCGUGACGUGGAGCAGGUCUACCUGCGCUGCUCGCAGGGCGUGCUGGAGUGGCUCUACCCGACGGGCGCCAUCAUCGUCAACCUGCGGCCCAACACCGAGUCGGCCGUGGCGGCCUCCCGCCUCUCCGUCUGCAUCAAGCCCUCGUCCGAGUCCAGCGGCACCAACCUGUACCUGGACAAGGCGGGCAAGCUGCGGCUGCUGGUGCGGGACGAGGAGCAGGCGGCGGCGCGCGUGCACUGCUUCGGCAUCCAGCAGGGGGCGCUGUUCGUGGAGGCCGUGCUGCACCAGGACAUCAGCCGCCGCAUCACCGCCUUCCAGUACGAGCUGGUGCCAGACCUGCCCGGCAGCAACUCGCUCUCGGCCCCUUGCCAGCCCUGCACAGAUGCUGAGGUGCUCCUGGCCGUCUGCACUAGUGACUUUGUGGCGGAGGGCAGCAUAGUGGGUGUCCAGGAGGAGGUGGAGGAGGAGCGCUCCUCCGUCACCGUGUCCCUGACCCGGCUGCACCGCCAGAAGACGCGGGUGUUUGUGUCGGGCGGCGGGCGGGCCAAGCGCUGGACGGGCAGAGUGAAGAUGCCAAGGCAGUGCGGGGUGAAGCCGGGCGAGGCCCAGGGGGAGGGCGAGUUCCUCUUCACGGGCGCCGUGCGAUUCGGAGAGGCCUGGCUGGGCUGCGCGCCGCGAUACAAGGACUUCCUCAGGGCCUAUAAGAAGGCGGAGAUACUGGGCACCAACCCGUGCCACGUGGACACAGACUGAGGCGCAGCAGAUGGGCACCGCUGUGCAGCAAUACGUACUUUACAUAUAUAUUGACAUGCACUGCACUACACACACACACACACGCAUGUGUCUCAGACCUCUGAGCUCCAGGCUGGGGGCCACUCCCCAGGAACGGCACGGCAGGGCAGGGCAGGGCAGGGCAGGGGUGCGGGCUGUGGGCCUCAGCAGCCCCAGGCCCAGGGGCCCUCUACCCCAGUGCACAGCGGACGGAGCAGAGCGACUAGAGGAGAGGGAGACACGCACACUAGUGCCGUAUGCAGCCUCGGCCACCUGAUGUCUGGAGGUGCAGCACAGCGAAAGGCAAUACUUGGCCUUUAAAUGUGAAAGACGUUGGACUUCAUGCUAAGCCAGGAAAUGUCUCUUUUUUUAAAAAAAAAAGGAAAGCGGAAACAAACCACACUGACACUCUCACUGAUAGCAGCAGCACUGCUGAAAUGUGAGAGGAAUGGAAGAGACUUUGUAAAAAAAAAGUUGUAAAAAUGAGCAAGUGUAAAAAUGUGAAAAAGCAUUGUGAAAUGGAAAAAAGUCCUAAAUGCUUUGUAAAAAGCUUCUGUACAGUUUUUUUGCUGUUUAUUUCUUACGACAGAAAUGUGGAGUUGACGUUUUAUGCUGUUUUCAGGUUUUUUUUUUGUAAUUAUUUUUUUAAAGAAAGAAAGAAAAAAAAGUUGCGAAGUACAAUUUCAGCCUGUUUUGUCUUCAGGCUGUUGAAUUGUAACUGUUCACUUCUCAAGAUUAAAAAAAAGAAGGAACUUCCAGUCAA